Opisthorchis viverrini is the source of this 303-nucleotide messenger RNA. RefSeq lists its product as hypothetical. Bases 1 to 303 code for a protein of 100 amino acids. The record is from RefSeq and is a predicted model, not a curated record. NCBI's taxonomy places the organism in Eukaryota, Metazoa, Platyhelminthes, Trematoda, Opisthorchiida, Opisthorchiidae. The transcript has a single exon.
AUGUAUUUCACACGAACACUGUCCUCUUCGGACGGAACUUCAAACCACAGUUCCGAGUACUUCCAUCAACCGCAAAAAAAGAGGAACAGCGAGUGGUAUGGAGAAAUUGAUAACAAUUCGUUGACAACUGAUUACCGGUUUUGCUUCUGGAUACUGUCGUUUAUUCUCAACCAACUCCUUUAUAUAAAUCAGACCGGGAUGGACGGAUCUGCUUGGGAAAAGCAGGGUGCCAAAGCACGUUCCAUCAAUUUCAUCCAGAUGACCAUCUAUUCCCCGCCACUUCCUCUCCUCUAUCAGCUGUAA